Molecule: messenger RNA, 2791 nt
Organism: Serinus canaria (Common canary)
Lineage: Eukaryota; Metazoa; Chordata; Aves; Passeriformes; Fringillidae
Product: transmembrane protein 238
Exons: 2
Coding region: 1752-2147 (131 amino acids)
Source: RefSeq, a predicted model, not a curated record
CAAGAGCAGUAAUCUGCAUGCGCUUUUAAAGGUGAAAAACUGCUACAGUUUUUAAAAAAAAAUUGUUCAAUAUAAUAAAAACGGGUUGUCAGUGACUGGUGUUACUGCAGCCUGAUACUAAGCCCCACAUUGUAAUAUUUAGCUAUUUUUACCUAGGGUAUCCAUGAGUUAAAAAGGCCUAAAGAAUUUUGCUUUUACCAUAUACAUAUAUUUUACAACAAAAAGCAAAAUCUCACCUUCAGUUUUGGGCUUUAUUUCUGCUACCUACCAGAAGAGUUGAGAGCAUUCCUGCAGGAUGCUCACAGAACUGUUGUUCUUCCAUCUGAAGAAAGCCGAAGGCUGUGUGAAUUCCAGUUGUGCCAGCCAAGUGAACUUGUCCUGUUAAGGCAUGAAAAAGACAUACUUCAGGAUUGAAAGGUGAUAUAUUUGAAGUUUUACAAAACUGCCCAGUUGUUCUCUGUAUGAUAACUUGUCUGUCCUUUGCAGAGUGAGAAUACGAGGCAGAUUUGUGUUGAAAAAUCCUAGUGGUAAAAACUCCAAAUAGGAAAAAGGUGGUAAGAGACAAGGUUAAUAAGCAGGAAGUAACCAGCCUACUUUCUCAUUAAAAAACUACCACAUCUUCUUUUUAUUCUCAUAUGAAGAUAUUGGCUGCCUAGAAAGAAAGUGGGUGCUAAAUAAGAGUAUGAAAAUAUUCUGCUUGAUCUGUGAUGUCAACUUUUUUUACCCUCUUGCAACCCUGACUUUUUGUAACUUUUCAACUAUUUUGUGAAUCAAAAGCUAUGAUAGUAAUCCCAGUAAACCAAUAGCACCAACUGUCACUGGAAGAGUAGCAGCAGUAUCAUUUAAUGCGCACUAUUUCCACUAAAAUGUGGAAAGUACCUAUUCUAUUAGGCCUAGUCAUAGUUCCUGUUGGCUUGAUAUUUCUAGUUAGUGGAACAGUGGCUUCAUCAUUAAAUAAGGUGUUAGAUAGGAGAUCCUACAUCUAAAUACAGUUCUUGUGCUUGAGGACUUGGGAGUGUGAAAAUAUAUGUAUCAGGUCAUUAACACAAGGGUGAACUGAAAUAUGUCUUGCCUUUAAAAUAACAGUUUUACUUACUGAAAAACAAUAUAGUUUUUACAUCCUGCAUUGACAGCUUACUUCCUGUUUGUCCACCUGAACUAGUAUUCCAGCUGCUCUUUUUAAGCCUCCUCAAGCACAGCUAAAGGGGUCUAUGUGCAUUUGCAGAUGCACAUUUGUAACUGUCUUGCAAAUCUUUGCUGUCUGCAACCAGCUUGCCUUCCCUUGCAAUUGCGGAGAUCAGCGAAGUGGGUGUUCAUCCGCGGGCCGCUUUUCUGAAGUGCCUCCCUUCUGGGGUGCCUGAGGUGGCGCUGCCACAGUUGGGCGGGCCCAGCCGUGUCCGGCUCAUCGGGGAGCGGUAGCGAGCAGUGCUCGCAGAGAGGCCUCAGCCCCCAAAUGCCAUCGGCAGCUACGGAUCAGCCUUGGAGCCCCACCGCAGCGGGCGGGGGGCUCGGCGGGGCCGCUGAGGGCGGCGUGUGCCCGCCUCCCCUGCGUGCAGCUGCGGGGGCAGAGGCGCGGCCAGGCCGAGCCCUCAGGUGUGUGGGGGGCGCGGCCUGGGAGUCCCCUCAGCGCGGGGGGCGUGGCCUGCACCUGCCCGGGUGGGAGGGCGCGGCCCGGCCCUGCCCUCGGGUGGGCGCCGCCCUCGCCUCCCCUCAGGUGCGCGCGGCCCGAGGCGGCGGUGGCGCCGCUCCCGAUGGCGGCCCCGGGCGGGCUGGGCCGCUGCGUGGCCGCCUUCUGGCUGGCGCUGGCCUUCGACGCGGUGGGGCUGGCGGUGCUGCUGGCCGGCGUGUUCGCCGACGUGUUCUUCUCCGACCUGCUCAUCUACGCGGGCGGCAUCGGCAUCUUCCUCAGCCUGGUCUGGUGGGUGUUCUGGUACGCGGGCAACCUGGAGGUGCCGCCCGAGGAGCUGCGGGACGACGUGGGGCUGUCGGCGCCCAAGGGCCGCGGGGACACGCUGCUGCGGCGGCUGGUGAACGGCUUCAGUCUCCGCCUCACCGCCGCGCUCGCCCCCGCCCGCCCCGCCGAGCUGGAGCUGCAGCGCGCCGGGAGCGCCCGCGGCCGCCACGCCGAGCCCGGCAGGAUCUGUUGAAGACACAACUAUUGACGUUACUGCCCCCAAAAGUGGGGGAAAUGCUGCAAAUUGUGGAAGGAGAUUCCCGACUCAAAACAGUAGGAUUCUCUCAUUGUGGAAUAACCUCUGCAAGCAUUGAGGACUCUCCAUAAAAUGGACACGUGGAGCCAUAUCUCUGCCAAAAGCACCUAUUUCAGUGUUGGACUGGAUAUGCUUUGAAAUGGUGGAAAAAGAUCCCACAAAAUCUCUUUAGGAAGCGAGAGCUAGAAGAGAAUUGAACCUGAUUCAUGGAAAUAUCAGUGCAGCUUGUCAAAUAGUUGGUUUUAUUGUUUUAAUUAUUAUUUUUUUAAAUAACCUGAAAGGUUUGGAUAAAAAGCUCUUGCACAAUGAAAAGCUCUUGCACUGUUUUUUACCAAGGUCUGGAAGUUAAACUUACUGUGAAUUUUUAUAAUGCCAGUGCAAUACUUUUGUUUGUAAGGUUGCUUUUAAGAUGUCUAUAUUUAACUGUUGAUGCAAAGCUGCAAAUGUAGUAGAAGUUGUUUAUUGUGUAAAUACACAAUUUACAGUGUCUCUUGUAAAGGUUUCAUUGUUGUUUUGAAAUAACCUGGAAUCGGAGAUUUUAUAAGUAGAAAAAUAACACCAGUGAUGUUGGCAUACAAGUA